AUGGGACAGGGCAAGUUUGACCACCUUCCGCUCGCCAAUAAAGGCCCGCUAAAAGUGCCCCUCUAUGGCCGCGUACUGCUUGAUAACCCUUUUUACAACAAGGGGACAUGCUUCACAUCGCAGGAACGUCUAGACUUCGGCCUCAAGGGUCUCCUGCCAACCAAUAUCCAGAAACUCGAUGAACAGGUCAUGCGUGCCUAUCAGCAGUACUGCAAUCAGCCAGAUGACCUCUCCAAAAACACCUUCAUGACCUCAAUGGCUGAGCAAAAUACGGUGCUCUACUAUCGUCUGAUUCAAGACCACCUGCGAGAAAUGUUCAGUAUCAUCUACACUCCAACCGAAGGUGAUGCCAUAGAGAAUUACUCUCGAAUCUUCCGCAGACCGGAUGGUUGCUUUUUGAGCAUCAAACACCCCGACGAGGUAGAGGAGCGACUGAGUAAGUUUGUUCAACAGAAAGACCCCGAGGGGGGGGUCGACUACAUCGUGGUCAGUGAUGGAGAAGAGAUCCUGGGCAUCGGCGAUCAAGGGGUUGGAGGCAUCCUGAUUAGCGUGGCCAAGUUGGCUCUGAUGACCAUUUGUGGUGGAAUGCAUCCAAAUCGUACUCUUCCAGUCGUCCUCGACACAGGCACAGACAACGAAAAACUCCUGAAUGACAAACUCUAUCUCGGACACCACUUUAGACGUGUCCGAGGUGAAGAAUAUGACAAUUUUUGCGACAGAUUUAUCCACACAGCCAAAAAGCUGUUCCCCAAGGCUUAUGUCCACUUCGAGGACUUUGGUCUUCCCAAUGCCCGAAGGCUGCUCGACAAAUAUCGCAGUGAAUUCCCUGUUUUCAAUGACGAUAUUCAAGGGACGGGGUGUGUGACUCUGGCUGCGAUCAUGGCCGGCUUGCAUAUCAAUGGGGCCAAGAUGUCGGACUUGAGAGUGGUUAUUUUUGGGGCUGGGACUGCCGGGUGUGGAAUUGCCGAGCAAGUACAAGCGGCCAUCGCCACUCAGUCCGACAAGAGUAAAGAAGAUGUUGCGCACCAAAUAUGGUGUGUUGAUAAACCGGGUCUGCUUCUUGACGACAUGGAAGACACUCUCUCGAUUGCACAGAAACCCUUUGCGCGCAAGGCGUCCGAGUGGCAAGGUAAAGACACCAAAUCCCUCGAAUCCAUCAUCGCCGAGGUCAAACCUCAUGUCCUGAUAGGGACAUCCACAGUCCCCGGCGCUUUCACCAAAGGAGCUGUGCAGGAGAUGGCAAAACACGUUGAAAGGCCAAUAAUAUUACCUCUUAGCAACCCUACACGUCUCCAUGAGGCCAAGCCGGAAGACCUCAUCUACUGGACGGAUGGUCGAGCUCUCGUUGCUACAGGCUCGCCGUUUCCGCCUGUCAAGCACAAUGGUAGGGAGAUCGAGGUGGCGGAAUGCAAUAACUCUGUCUGCUUCCCCGGCAUAGGUUUGGGCGGCGUUUUGUGUCGGACAAAACUCGUGACAGAUAAGAUGCUCGUCGCAGCGGUGACUGCACUGGCCAAGGAAGCUCCUGCCAUGCAGGAUCCUGAAAAGGCCCUUGUUCCAGGCGUCGAACAGGCUAGGCCAGUCAGCGUCAAGAUCGCAAUGGCAGUUAUUCGAUGUGCUCUGGAGGACGGGCUUGCACAGGCGACAGAUAUUCCUGUCGACUCUGAUGAGGAACUGCAAGAAUGGGUGGAGGCACAGAUGUGGGAUCCUGUAUACCGACCGUACGUGAGGCCUUGA
Messenger RNA from Fonsecaea erecta, 1734 nucleotides. Its product is annotated as malate dehydrogenase (oxaloacetate-decarboxylating). Gene Ontology annotation, cellular component: mitochondrion. The coding region runs from base 1 to 1734 and encodes 577 amino acids. Gene Ontology annotation, biological process: pyruvate metabolic process; malate metabolic process. Gene Ontology annotation, molecular function: NAD binding; malate dehydrogenase (decarboxylating) (NAD+) activity. The record is from RefSeq and is a predicted model, not a curated record. The transcript is spliced from 2 exons. Lineage: Eukaryota; Fungi; Ascomycota; Eurotiomycetes; Chaetothyriales; Herpotrichiellaceae.